Messenger RNA from Rotaria sp. Silwood2, 213 nucleotides. Lineage: Eukaryota; Metazoa; Rotifera; Eurotatoria; Philodinida; Philodinidae. The record is from the annotation of a GenBank genome assembly.
AUGGGAAAAGGUGCUGAGUGUACAGCAAUUAUUGUUGGUGCAGCAACAACUGGUGCUGGUACUGGUGCAGGUUUUGGUGCAGUCACUGCCAGUUGUGUCUUUCCAGGGCUUGGAACCGUUGCUGGUGCUACUGGUGGUGCUAUUGUUGGUGGUACUGCUGGAUUUGUUGCUGGAGUUUUUGGUGCUGUUGUUCAUGCUAGGGAUGAUAAAUGA